This is a messenger RNA of Bicyclus anynana (squinting bush brown), 7098 nucleotides long. RefSeq names its product acetyl-coenzyme A synthetase (gene AcCoAS). Gene Ontology annotation, molecular function: AMP binding; acetyl-CoA synthetase activity. The transcript is spliced from 9 exons. The coding region runs from base 84 to 2078 and encodes 664 amino acids. NCBI's taxonomy places the organism in Eukaryota, Metazoa, Arthropoda, Insecta, Lepidoptera, Nymphalidae. The record is from RefSeq and is a predicted model, not a curated record.
GGUUAGUAUCAGUAGUCGUGCAGACAUCGUCAAGGCAAGACAACUAUAACUCGCAACGCUAGCUGUUAGCGCUAACUGCUACUAUGUCUCGCGUAUAUAAACCAACCGAGCAUGUGGUCAAUAAAUCCUGGGUGCCCAGCCUCCAGCGAUACAAAGACAUGUACAAAAAAUCUAUAGAUGAUCCAGAAGCAUUUUGGUCAAAAAUAGCUAGUGAAUUCCAUUGGGAGAUUCCUUACCAGCCCGGCAAAUUCGUUUCGUACAACUUCGAUGUCGAUAAGGGGGAUAUUUUCAUCAAGUGGAUGGAAGGUGCUGUAACCAACGUCUGCUACAACCUUUUGGAUCGGAACGUGAGGAGUGGUCAUGGGGAAAAAAUCGCAUACUACUGGGCAGGCAAUCACCCGGAUGACUACAGCCGCAUAUCCUACAGAACAUUAUUGGACAUGGUGUGCCAGUUCGCAAAUGCUCUACGUAGCCAUGGAGUUAAAAAGGGGGAUAGAGUUUCAAUCUAUAUGCCCAUGAUCCUGGAGACGGUUGUUUGCAUGUUGGCAUGCGCACGUAUCGGCGCUAUACAUUCGGUUGUAUUCGCGGGUUUCUCUCCGGACUCCUUAGCAGAGCGCAUGUCAGAUUGCAAGGCUAAAGUCCUGAUAACAUCCGACGGUGCAUGGCGAGGCGAGAAGCUUCUAACAUUGAAGAAGACGUGCGAUGAAGCGUUGGAGAUUGCAAAGAAGAAUCACAACCACAAAGUUGACAUGUGCAUAGUUGUGGCGCAUCUCAAGAGGGUCACGCCAUGCGGACCGAUGCCAGACAUUGACACUCUGUAUGAAUGGAACGAUGGUGUUGACGUAUGGUGGCACGAUAUCAUAGAAGAUCAGUCAACUAUGUGUCAGCCUGAAUGGAUGGGAGCUGAGGAUCCUCUCUUUAUGCUGUAUACAAGUGGGUCUACGGGCAAGCCUAAGGGCGUGUUGCACACAACGGGCGGAUACCUGCUGUACGCUACGGCUACGUUCCGCUACGUGUUCGACUACCGUCCGCUGGACACCUACUGGUGCACCGCUGACGUCGGCUGGAUCACCGGCCACACCUACGUCGUCUACGCGCCUCUGGCCAACCGCGCCACAUCGGUGAUGUUCGAGGGUACUCCAUUCUACCCGGACAACACUCGCUACUGGUCUUUGAUUGAGAAGUACAAGAUCACCCAGUUCUACACAGCACCUACUGCUAUCAGGUCUCUGAUGAAGUUUGGAGAAGAAUCUGUGAAAAAGCACAACUUAAGCUCGCUACGUAUAUUGGGGAGCGUGGGAGAACCCAUCAACCCGGAGGCUUGGCUCUGGUACUACAACAUCAUUGGCAACGGUAGAUGCUCUAUAUCGGACACUUUCUGGCAAACGGAGACCGGUGGCCAUGUUCUCACCAGUCUCCCUGGAGCCACACCUAUGAAACCUGGAGCUGCUGGCUACCCGUUCUUUGGAGUUCAGCCGAUUCUGUUGGACGAGAAUGGCGCGGUUAUUGAGGGCGAGGGGGAAGGCUACCUGGUGUUCUCGAAGCCGUGGCCUGGCAUCAUGAGAACUCUCUUCGGAGACCACAGCCGCUACGAGAGUGUUUACUUCUCAAAAUUCAAGGGCUACUAUUGUACUGGCGAUGGUGCUAGGCGUGACGAAGACGGUUUCUUGUGGGUCACCGGGCGUAUCGACGACAUGUUGAACGUUUCCGGCCACUUGAUGUCCACCGCCGAAGUGGAGGGUGUCCUCACCGAGGAGCCGCGGGUCUCCGAAGCCGCGGUCGUAUCCAAGCCCCACCCGGUUAAGGGCGAAUCUCUGUAUUGCUUCGUUAUCCUCAACGAAGGUGCUACAUUCGACGCCAAUUUAGUUGCUUCGCUGAAGAAACUGGUGAGAAACAGGAUUGGUGCAUUCGCAGCACCAGAUGUCAUCCAAUACGCGCCCGGGUUGCCCAAGACCAGGUCUGGUAAGAUCAUGAGAAGGAUAUUGAGGAAAAUUGCUAUUGGGGACAAGAACAUCGGCGACACUUCGACAUUGGCCGAUCCAUCUGUUGUUGAGGAGCUGUUUAAGAAUCGACCUUAAAUAUUUAUGAUACUUACGUAAUAUCUGUUGACAUCCAUUUACAUACGUUCCUAUCAUAACAUGUACAACCCUCGACGCUUUUCAUUUAUAUUACUGAAUGUUAUACUUAUUAAUGAAUGUUGUUAUGAAGAUAUAUUUUUAAAUUGAAUAGGUCUGAUUAGAUAAAGAGCACAAUUUUUUGUAGUCAUAAAAGAUGAGCUUUAUUCUUAGUUCACAUAAAGUUUGGGUCAUAAAACGACGUGGAAAGCAAGAAUAUUUGUGAUUUUAAAACAUUUUCUGUAUAUUUAAUAUACAGGGUGUUUUAUUUAACUGGGGUAGUGUGGCAAAAUCAGAAACAUAGAAGGUAUUAUAAGAAAACUGUCUUUUAUAUUCAGAAUAGCAAUGAUCAGGUCUAGGUUGAUGCGAGCUUGCCUAGAAGAUGCUUAUUGUCAGGAAACACCGAAGCCGGAAAGGCAUUUUACAUUAUCGCUGAUCUUAUUAGAAACCUCAAUGCGAGACGCUUCGUGCGAGCGACUAGACAUCAACAACAAGAGGAUGCCACUUUUCACGGCGUCUUGGGUUUAUUUUUCAAUUGGUGAACAUAAAUUAGUAGAAAACUCGAAGAAAACAAAGCAAGACUUUGCAAAAAAAACUAAGAAUGCAUUCUAAAAAGUUCCAUUCUUUGUAUAUAAACCUGAGGCGUAGCUGUUAAACCUGAUGUGUCUAUAAUAAGAGUACCACCGGCAAUAAUAAAACAUGGCGGCAUAUAUGAGAUCUCCUCCACAUUCACACAUUUACGACUUUUCUCCGCAUGAUGUCGCACCAUACGGCACGGCUUUUCGCAACUUGAAGAGCUUCGUGUACUUUUGUAUCAAGAGUGGUGCGAUUUGAUCUGACCAUUACUUCGGGCUACGUCCUCGAGUCUCUUCCCUCUUCCCAUUUUUCCAGUGAUAACAAGUAUCUCUGAGUGAUCCUCUGAAUAAGUGGAAAGUGUUUUCGAGAUGUUGAGCUGUUUCAACACCGAUGCAUUGGUUCUAUGCGCUAUCCACGGAAUACGAAGCAUUAUUCGCCACUACUACAUCUCAAAGGCUUCUAUGCAAUGCCGAUCAGCUGAUAUGAUUGUCCAUGUCUCAGCCUGCUGCUUAAGUAAAUAUUGGAAAGCCGAAGAUUUCGGACGGAACACAUUUUGGUGUUUAAAGAGAUGUUCCUGUCUUUAAAAUUUUAAGCAGUUAAGACAUGGCGCUUUUAGCCAUCCUAAUUCUCUUGCAAAUUUCCAUCUCACAUCAUCUAAAUUGGUUAACAUUGCUCCACCAAUGUUGAUGUCACCAUCGUCGUCUUCGAGAGUUCGUCUCAUUAUAUACUGUCCAUAAAUAUUGAACAGAAUAGGAGAAUGCACACAACCCUGCCUAACGCUUUUGUUUGAAAAUGUCAAAUUAAGGACAAUUCAAUAAACUUCAGAGUACCUAUUUCUUUCAAAAGAUUAUUAAGACAGUUUUGCUGUGUACCUCUAUAAUGUCUGAUAUAGCCACUUUACGAGUACAAUACUUACGAGUACCUAUCUACUACAUCAUACAAACUAAGUAUUUUUUUUUAAUAUUAAGCGUGCUAUUUAUGAUUACCUUUAAAAAUAAAAUUAACAUAUUGAAUUAUUGUUUGAUCGUUAAUAAAAUCUAUUAAUAGAUAAUAGUCAUAGUAUAAAGUAUAAAUUAUUCCACAUUGUUAGAAUAAUAUAAUUUUGCAAAGUAUCUAAAGAUUAUAUUGACAAAGUAGCUAUAAAAAUUAUAACUGUUAAUUGUUCUACAAAAGUUUUAGUGUAACUGCAACUGCAAUCUCAAAAAUAAACCUAUUUAUAUAAUAUAAUCUACUUUCGAGUUUAGUGAAUUUAUUUGGAGGUUUCAUCAAUGCUAAAAUUAAAUAUUUGUUUCUAAACGGUUUCAUAGCAAGUUUUAUUUUCGAUAACUGGAAAAGAAAUAAGCAUUAGUAACUUCAAAAGGUAAUAUGUAGUAAGAAGGUCAAAGUGGCCUACUAAAAUAACUGUCGACGGUGGAUAAGUAAAAUAAUCUACUUAGGUAUCACACAUUUCAACCGACUAUCAAAAUGGAGAAAGAGCUUCUACGUUCAGCAGUGUGUUUUAGAAAACUGGCAGUGACGUGACUUUUUUCUCAGAGAUUUGAUAUUAAGACUCUCAGAAUACCUACCUACUUUAUUCAGUUUAUGCCUUUCUCAAAUGUUAAUUUUGCUUGUCCACCAUCGUGUAAGCUUAGAAAAUACAAGUAUAAUUGUUAAGUAAAACAAAUGGCAUUCCAGAGCGGCUUAGUAUGUCGUAGAUAUAAUUGUAGAAUCUUAUAAUAAUAAUAAUAACUAACUACAGUCAUAUUGUACAAUUUUAAUAGCUAAUUAUAUUACACGAACCUCAAAAGCAGUUUUCAAGGAAAUCAUUCUUACUUAUUUUAUAAAGUAACUUUGCUACAAACAAGCUUACGGGCUAUAAAUAUUGUUUAACUAUAUUAUCUACGUACGAGUUCUUAUAACGCUUUUGCGUGUUUAUUUGUAUACCUACUAAAUUUAGAGUAAUAGUACAUAAUGUUACUGUCUAUAAGCAAAAUAAAAUGUUUAAGUAAUGACUGGCCGCAUAUCGUAUCCGUUUUCUGUGUUCGGACAACCGAAUGCAUGAAAUAAAUUUAAAAUAUAUGAAGUGAAGCACAUGUGCGAUUUUUUCUGAACGGAACAUUUCCGCGUGUUUGGAAAAACCAUUCGGAAUAAACCUAAUGACGUCAUGCGGAAUGCUGCGCUUGUGUACAAUCCGUUUAUGCCAACGCUCACGUUCGGAAAUUUCCAUUUACGUAUUCAUGCAUAAAAUUGUAGCUCAAUAGUUAUGUAUGAGGCAGAAACAUUAAUAUUAUCUGUCGAAAAACCUGCUUGUCAAUCAAAUCAAAGAAUGUAUCUGCUUGUGCUCGUAACUUUGUUCUCUUCAGAUAAAAUGGACUCUCAUAGAUUUUCCGUGUAUUCAAUGGAUGUACUCAAUACCAACUACGUUUCGUUAACAGAAAUGCAAUUAUUCCUAAAUAAAUGAUCGCCCUCAAUCUUCGUGCGUUCACAAUGCUAUCACUAUCCGUACUGACAAUAUGCAGUCUGAAUGAAGAAAAACGUAGUCUGCGGUAGUCCCACGAAAUUCCAAAUCGAAAUAUGUAUUCGGAAAACGAACACGGAAAACGAGUAUGCAGCCAGCCUUAAGCCUACAUUUACUGACACGCAGCUAGUACAAGUACGUCCAAAAAGGAUUCAUAAUUAAAUUACACUAAUACUAGCCAUUCACCAUUCAAGAAGUUCACAUGCUUGCUAACGGCAGGUCAUCCGAUUAAACUGAUCGUGUUUUGGUCGCGAUGUGCAUGACACGCUGCAGGUACAUGAACUUACUGGAUGGUGAGUGUCUAGCAUAAAAUAACAUUAUCUAUGUUUUUAUUUCAAUGUUUAAAUUAUAGAGUAGCCAUUAAUUGUUAUGCACAAUUUCGACAUUUAUUUACCUACUUGUAUGUUUACUUUUAGUUUUGGGGUCGUAGAGUAUCCAUAUAGAUAUCCUGUAGAUAUCGGUAGAUUUAGUUUUUAUGUUAGUAAUAUAUCUUUUAUAUAAACGAAGUCACAAAAUAAAAUUAAAUGGUUAACUGGUAUGACCUAGUGGAAUUACUUUCGUGGCACUAUUUAUUAUAACUUAGUUCCAUAAAUAGGUAGUUACCUAGUUACAUUAGUUUCCAGUCGUUUAAUAUUUUUUUUAUAGCUAGCUAUUAAAACGCUUGGACUUUGACAUUUGACCUAAGUACUUAAGUCUUAAUUUCUCCUCACAUUGUCUAUACUUUAUAGUCUAUAACCAAUUAAAAGGUAUUAAAGAAAACACACUUGUUAAACAAAUUUGUAAUUAAUUUUAACGAUGUCAUCUCUAUUAAAACGCACGAAAAGCUACUAUUACCUAGUAAUAGGCAUGCUAAUAAAAUGGCUAGAAAUGGAUUAAUAGAUUAGGUACGCAAUUUGAUGGCACAGAAUAGAGUCAUUUCUAUCUUACCAGGGUGGCUGUAUUAAAAACCAAGUAGUUAGGAAAGUCGUUAAGGACUUCCCUGUACUUCGUUGAUUGCUGUUGCCCUACUGUUAGUGAUUACUAUAGUCGGAGGGAAUAUUUAUGACAUUUCGGAACAUGGAACGUGCGUUAAGUUGCGCAAUACAAUAUUUUAGGCAUCACCGGUUACGUAGGGGCGCGGCGGCAGAGCAUCAUUUUAGCGACUCCCACCCACCCGAAGUCGUCUUCGUCUUCACGCUUGUGUUUAGCGUACUUUGUGUAUUAGGUACCUACGUGUAGAGGCAUCCGCAGUUCAUUUCGAAGACGUCAUAAAGGUUGCGUCCAACUAUACUUACCUACUACUAUUAUUGCCAAAUUAUGUAUUCUAUAUUCUUGUUGUUAGUGAAGCACCUGUUUUAUACAAAAGCUCAGACAAGCCAAUUUUUCAUGCAACAAAGGAUUUAAUAGCAAAAUAGUCUUUCACACCUCAGGUAUUUCAAGUAAGUAUAAAGUUUAAAUGUCUGAGAAAAUAUGUUGAAAGUCAUAGCAAAUGUUAUAUCAACCGUCAACGGCGUCGACUUGGCUACGGGUAGGCGACGCCGCGCUUAGCCGCCAUUCGCACAAGCGUUUUUUUAACGUGAAAUAAAGUGAAGGUCUAUUUCCUUAAGGUAAGAAAUUAAAAAUGCAACACAGCUCGAAAAAAGGCGUCGCGUUUUUAUAAACGCUAACGUGUGAACAUUAUAAUUUGAACGCUUAUUUAACGUCAGUUAAAAAAGCGCUCGUACGAAUGGGGCUUACGGCUCGCCGACCUUGGGUUUCUGAUCCCUUGUAGAGUCGAUGUGUGCUAUGACCUUUAAUCUGAAUUAAGUAGUGUCACAUAUAAUGUUAGCGUACAUGUGUUAAAUGUAUAAUCAAAUUAAAAUAGACUAUAAGAAUGGAAUUGUGAUUGUAUGUUGAAACAAACAUAUCAUUAAAAGUGAUAUAUUAAUUCAA